ACACCGCAAGGUAACCUGCAGACUCCGGUGGCAACCACCGACAGUCAAGAACUUCCGCAAGGUAACCUGCAGACUCCGGUGGCACCACCGACAGUCAAGACCCCACAAGGUCACCUGCAGACUCCGGUGGCACCACCGACAGUCAAGACACCGCAAGGUAACCUGCAGACUCCGGUGGCACCACCGACAGUCAAGACACCGCAAGGUAACCUGCAGACUCCGGUUGCACCACCGACAGUCAAGACACCGCAAGGUAACCUGCAGACUCCGGUGGCACCACCGACAGUCAAGACCCCACAAGGUCACCUGCAGACUCCGGUGGCACCACCGACAGUCAAGACCCCGCAAGGUAACCUGCAGACUCCGGUGGCACCACCGACAGUCAAGACCCCGCAAGUUUUUGAACCUUCAGUGUCAUACUACAGCAGGCUUGGAAGGGUAGUUGUGGCAUAUGACACAAAGAAAAACACUUGGCAUUGCCCUUGUACGAUUUCCAAAAAGUCAUGCAUCCACAAGGCUAUAGGCAAAUGGCAUCUUUUUGAGACAAGGAGGGACCUAUUCAAAAGAGUUAAGAGUACAGAAGAUAACUCUUCACUGAAUGAAGGCCAACUGAAGCACUCUGACAAAGAAAAUUACCCAAUCACCGACAGAGGUAUUGAAAGGAUUUUGAAAUACAUCACGUCUCACAAAAAAAUACCACCUGAACUUCCCGUGACACUGGUUGCAAACUCCAGAAAUGCAAAGGCUUCACUUGGAUUUCCUAAGCAUCUUGUUCCUGCUGAGAUCACUUGCAAGGAAUGUGUUGAACAGAGUGUCCUCAGCGACCCCCAGUUGAUCACCAGUAAAGCGAGGAUUUUAACAUACUCUGGCAUCGUUGAAGGCAUAUCGACAUACAAAAAGACAUGUCCCAGUUGCGGUAUGGUCUUCCGCUAUCAGGAGUGGCAGGAUGGAAUCCACAAUUUCGAUAACCACAUGAUGCUCUCUCUACAUUUGUGCCUUACUUUAAGAAAUGCAUUACAGGUUAGGCUUUUUGAUUUCUACCAGUAUACACAUUAUCUACUCAGUGAAAUCCAAAAUCCACCUCAGCAGUAUGAUGGUAGAGUCAAUGUGAAAGACUUCUGGGAUGCAGUGACUAUGGAAAUCCUAAGCCGUGGUUUCUAUCCCAGUGACGGCAAGAAUCCUUUCAUUGUCCGUCCAAGUUAUCAAAACUGGGCACCGUGGAUUGGACAGCAUACCAGACAGUCAGAUAUUGUGUUCAACACGGAGUAUGCCAAGAUCCAUGUGCCAGAUGUCUCCACUGAUGCGGACGAGCGGGUGACAGAAGAGCGACUGGCUGAUGAGGUGUUAAACCUAAAGGUAGCAGAGGUUAGGGCUCUAUGUAAGCAGUGUGGCCUCGACAGCAAGGGCUCUAAGAUGGACCUUGUCCUUCGUCUUCGUGAGAAAAUGGCCAGCAGGAGGACAUAUAAUAAAGUGUUUGAGAAAGUCUGGGGUGCCUCUGGUGGUUGGGCUGUAGUAAUGUGCCCAUGUGGAGUCGUGUAUUCUGUAAAGUUUAAUCUCAGAGCUGAGAGUCCCAGAGACUUCACCGACAUGCUUCUGUCAUGGAAACAUUUUCAAGUUACAGUGUAUGACUACGCAAGGGGGCUGGCCAGUCAUGCCAACUGCCGACAACCACUGGAUCCUUACUUCCAUCCACAUGAGGGGAGGUUACUUCCUCCCUCACCAAAGAACAUCAAACUGGCUACAGAGAGGAAGCUUAGGGUAGAUUUGGCAUGGCUUAAGCACAGGAAAGAGGAAGAGGACAAGGACUGCCAUCCAAUCACUGGAUCGUCUGAUCAUUAUGCUUUGCUUGAUGUUUUCCAUCAAUGCAACAGCAAAGAUGACAGGGAUCUCCUUCAGAGAAUUGAACUUGUUCCAGAGCUUGCUGGGCACAUUAACAGCCAGUGUGCUGAGCAGUUAUUCUCCGGGAUGCGGAAAAACAAUUAUUUCCUUAAUAUGCUCACACCCUCUGCACACAUCUUCCUACAGAGGAAUAUCUUGCACCUCUACAAUGUGGACCGAAAUAACAAAGUGAAAGAACAGUUCAAGAAAACUGCGUUUAGCCUUGAUGUUAAUGGAAGAAUCAACUUGGGGCAUCAAAGCAAAGAGACGACGACCCCACAACUGACUCUUCAUACAGUAAAGGCCCACCAGUCCUGUUGGGGACAGAAGCUGACUCAAACACAGGAAAAUAUGCUUUCACAGGUAUUGGACAGCAGAGGAAGCCCAGAUGAACGCCUUGCCUAUUUAAACAACCAGAUCCUUACACGCACUGACUUUUGGACUUUGGGACGACCACAGGAUGUUGAAGGGAUGAUCCUAAAAAGCUGCCCCUAUAUAAACAUUAGGCCCACACUGCCCCUUUGCGCAUGCGUCUGCGGUGAUUCUUGGCUGCAGGCCAGAGAAACGGUUCUCUUUCGCGCCUCCCUCCUCUUGGUGUGUGGAAAUGUUGGAAGACAAUUCGUAGUGGAGUGGAGGUGGUGACCCUCAGCCCACGUGUCAGUGUCUUCAAGGAGAGAUGGCCUGGUUUAUUCAAUGAGGCUCAGAUCAAGGAGGAGUUCCGACACAUAACAACUCUUUCACUGGAAGAGACUUUGAUGCUGAAACUGGAUGGGUACACUAACACCACGUCGCUCCAGCUGAUGCGUGCCAAAGGAGGAGAUGCUGGCUCCAGGAUGCGCCCUCUUCUGAGCACAAUUGAUGAGGCCCAGAGUGUUGGGAAAAAGAGAUGCAGUGGCCAGGUGCCUGAUUGAAGACCUUGGGGAACGCCAAGAAGACCUUUUUCAAGACAGCCAGGACGAGCCUGACAACGUCGUGGACCAAACUAUGAAGGUGCUUGUGAUCCAUGAUGCCAGGGACGGGACCAGCAGAUGUGUCUAUUGUCAUAGAGGGAGACAGAGUUUUGUGCGGAAACCAAACAAAGGCAUGUGCAUUGUUGAUGGGAUUCAUCUACGCCAGGCAUCCUCAAACUACGGACUCCGGUCCGGAUCCGGACCGAACCACCACUGUCUCCGGACUCUGAGCAAAUUAUACUUUUCAUAUGUAUUAUCUCUCUGUAUUAUAUGUGAGACAUCGCCACAACGCAUUCGCAACGAGUCAAAAUUCUCCGCUAUGUCCACUGCAAACA
Messenger RNA from Gymnodraco acuticeps, 3163 nucleotides. RefSeq lists its product as uncharacterized. The record is from RefSeq and is a predicted model, not a curated record. Lineage: Eukaryota; Metazoa; Chordata; Actinopteri; Perciformes; Bathydraconidae.